AUGUAUACUCUCUAAGUGUGUCUUGUGUUUUGCAGAAAUCCCGGAUUUUUUGUCAGAGGACGAGUGCCGGGUGGUGAUGCAGCUCGCUCAGCUGAAGGGUCUGAUGGAGAGUCAGCUGAUGGUGCAAGAAGGUCAAGAAGAGCUUGCAAAAGAGCUUGACCUGAGUCCAGAGGAGAUCUUUAACCUUCUUGAUAUCAACCAGGAUGAACAGCUGCAGCUUCAUGAGAUACUGACUCAUUCCAGAGUGAGGGAUGGAAUAUGGCUAACUCCUGAGAACCUGCAAGAAAUUUAUGAGGGGCUCAAAGCAGACAAGGAUGGUGACGGUUUGCUGAGCCUGGAGGAGUUCCGGCUCCUGAGCAGCGAUGCCUUUCAGCGCUUUCUGCUGCAGAGAGGAGUGAAAAGGAGUCAGCUCGUUCGGAACAGUCGGCACACCUGGCUGUAUCAGGGCAAGGGAGCCCAUCGGGUCCUCCAGGAAAUCAAGGAGAGGGUGACUCGCCUCACCCGGCUCCCAUCGGCAUUAGUAGAUCUGAGUGAGCCGCUUCAGGUGGUUCGAUAUGAGGAGGGGGGGCACUACCAUGCCCACCAUGACAGCGGGCCUGUCUACCCUGAAACGGCAUGCACACACACACGUCUUGCAGCAAACACCUCAACUCCUUUUGAGACCUCUUGCAGGUACAUCACAGUUCUCUUCUACCUGAAUUCUGUUGAUGGGGGCGGGGAGACCGCAUUCCCUGUGGCAGACAACAGGACCUAUGAUGAAGUGUCUCUGAUACAGAAUGAUGUGGAUCUGAUGGACACCAGAAGAAACUGUGGCAAGAGCAACCUAAGAGUGAAACCCACCAAAGGAAUGGCUGUUUUCUGGUACAACUACCUCUCGGAUGGAAAAGGCUGGGUUGGAGAGCAGGAUGAAUAUGCUCUGCAUGGAGGCUGUGUGGUCACCCGCGGGACUAAGUGGGUAGCCAAUAAAUGGAUCAAUGUUGAUCCAGAUUACCAGCGGCAGGCUCGCUUCCAACAGCUGGUUACACAGCUGCCAGAUGAAGACAACGACGAAGAUCUUAUUUUAAAUGCAGACGCGCAGAAUCCCAGCAUCCAUCAGGACCUGUAGCUCCUACACCAACACAAUCAUGUUUCACAACAAAAUCAUCCUUGUCUUCCUCAAUCCAGUGCACAGAUUUUUUGGAUGAGUUUGCGGAAUCAUAGUUUAUUCAGGGAAUGAGUUCACAAUGGGAAAUAGAUGCCUUUGUAGCAACAGUAUAUUUUGUUUGCUGUUGCACUAGCCCCCCGGGGAACAGUUGUAAUUUUCCGAAUGUUUCAAAUUGUGUAAGAUUUAGUGAUAUCUAGUGGCAAAAUUUUCAAGUGCAUGCUUUUGAAUUUUCCCGUUCCGAAUCUCAUCUUCCAGACCUGCAGGGUAAUGUUCACAGCAGCCAAAAAAAAAAUAAUCAUAAAAAUCAGUCAGUGUUUGUCUGUUCCUCUAUAAACUCUAGAAACCUGCAAAAAAAUCUGUAAAAACAUUGCAUUCUUUAAUUAUAGCACAGCAUUUCCUACCCUAAAGUUAUAUAUUGCCUUUAUGCCAGUAGAUUCCUCUAAAUGUUACACACCUAAACAUUUUUGCAUGUAUAAUCUAAACGGUUUUGCUGUUGUGACGAGCAAACCUUUGCACUACAAUACUGCGACAGCUGCCGUUACCAAAAGAAGCUCAUGCCUCUCGGUGUGAUGCAUGAUGCCUUGUCUUUGUCUCUUCAGUACAAUGAUACUGUUUUUUUCUAGAAUGCACAAUGAAUGAAAAUGCACAUGAUGUUCAGAGUUCUUUUUAUUCAUUUAUUUAUUUAUUAAAUUAUCAAUGAAAAUGCACUCUUUCAGUGUUCCUGCACAAAGU
Molecule: messenger RNA, 1876 nt
Organism: Cyprinodon tularosa
Lineage: Eukaryota; Metazoa; Chordata; Actinopteri; Cyprinodontiformes; Cyprinodontidae
Gene: p4htm
Product: prolyl 4-hydroxylase, transmembrane (endoplasmic reticulum)
Exons: 7
Biological process (GO): peptidyl-proline hydroxylation to 4-hydroxy-L-proline
Cellular component (GO): endoplasmic reticulum
Molecular function (GO): L-ascorbic acid binding; procollagen-proline 4-dioxygenase activity; iron ion binding
Source: RefSeq, a predicted model, not a curated record